Molecule: messenger RNA, 5211 nt
Organism: Synchiropus splendidus (mandarinfish)
Lineage: Eukaryota; Metazoa; Chordata; Actinopteri; Syngnathiformes; Callionymidae
Gene: aox6
Product: aldehyde oxidase 6
Exons: 35
Coding region: 60-4055 (1331 amino acids)
Molecular function (GO): iron ion binding; oxidoreductase activity; FAD binding
Source: RefSeq, a predicted model, not a curated record
GUGCAGUGACAUGACUGAUACAUCAGCGGACUUCAUGAACUUGUGAGUUGAUUUGCAACAUGUCAUCUGGAGAAGUGACUUCGUCUCUCUGCUUCUUCGUCAACGGAAAAAAGGUGACAGAAGGAGAUGCGGAUCCUGAGACGACCCUGCUCUCCUACCUCAGGGAAAGACUCCGCUUGACAGGAACCAAGUAUGGCUGUGGCGGUGGAGGCUGUGGGGCGUGCACUGUCAUGGUGUCCAAAUAUCACCGCAACUCGAAAACAAUCACGCAUUACACGGCCAACGCCUGUCUUCUGCCGCUCUGCCAGCUGCACGGCGCCGCUGUCACCACGGUGGAGGGCAUCGGCAGCACCAAGACCCGGAUGCAUCCAGUUCAGGAGAGGCUUGCCAAGGCUCACGGAUCCCAGUGUGGCUUCUGCACACCGGGCAUGGUGAUGUCCAUGUAUACGCUGCUGAGGAAUAAACCUCAGCCCAGUCUGAGCGACGUCACCGAGGCGCUGGACGGGAAUCUGUGUCGCUGCACUGGAUAUCGACCCAUUAUUGACGGCUGCCGCACGUUCUGUCAGGAGGAGAACUGUUGUCAAUUGAACGGAGUCAUGGGAAGCUGUUGCCAGAAUGGUGAAGAAAAUUCAUCUGAAACGGCAUCACACAUUUUGUUCGACAAAGAUGAGUUUGCUCCCCUCGACCCGACCCAGGAGCUGAUCUUUCCUCCAGAACUGAUUCUGAUGAUGGAGUCAGAAACCCCACAAACCCUCUUGUUUCGUGGGGAGAGGUCUGCAUGGGUGUCCCCAGUCUCACUGGAGGAGCUGGUCCAGCUGAAGAGCAAGAACCCAGAAGCCCCUCUGUUGAUGGGAAACACCCACAUUGGUCCAGAGAUGAAGUUCCGAGGAGUGACCCAUCCACUGGUGAUCUCCUGCGGCAGCGUGUCACCACUGUUUGAUGUCACUGAGACGAGUCAGGGCGUUUGGGUCGGAGCCGGCUGCACUCUGUCUGAGGUUCGCGCUCUUCUGCAGAAGCUCAUGCAGCAGCACCAGGAGGAGAAGACAGAAGUGUUCCGAGCGCUGGUCCAGCAGCUGGGAAAUUUAGGAAGCACGCAGAUCAGGAAUGUUGCUUCUCUAGGGGGACACAUCAUGAGUGCAUAUCCAAACUCGGACCUGAACCCCGUUCUGGCAGCAGGCACCUGCAGAGUUAGCUGCAUCUCAGCGGGAGGACGACGAGAACUUUCUUUGGACCAGGAUUUUUUCAUAAACUUCCGAAAAACUGCCUUGAAAUCCGAUGAGAUUCUUCUGUCGGUUUUUAUUCCCUUCAGCAGAAAGGGGGAGUUUGUGCGCGCUUUCCGACAGGCUCCAAGAAAGAAGAGCGCUUUUGCCACUGUGACAACAGGGAUGAGGGUGUGUUUUUCAGAGGGAUCCCAGCUUGUGAAUGAUCUUAGCAUCUAUUACGGUGGAGUUGGACCAGUCACCGUCAGCGCUGCCAAAACCUGCGCCGCCAUCAUCAACAGGCCGUGGAACGAGGAAACCCUUAACCGGGCCUAUGACAUUCUCCUGGAUGAGAUAGAAAUUCCUUUGUCAGCUCCUGGGGGAAAGGUGGAAUUCCGGCGUUCACUGACCCUCAGCUUCCUCUUCAAGUUCAAUCUGGAGGUUAUGCAGCAGCUCAGCAGACUGAACGUGAUCACAGAGGAACCAGAAAAGAUCUCUCCAUUGCCAAGUGAGAUCCAGCCCAGUGUCCAGGAGUUCCAGCAUGUUGCAAAAGGACAAAGUGAGCAGGACCCUGUGGGGCGUCCCAUCAUGCACCGCACUGCUCUCAGCCAGGCCACUGGGGAGGCAGUCUACUGCGAUGACAUCCCAAAGAUUGACGGGGAGCAUUAUAUGGCUCUGGUCACCAGCACCCACGCACACGCUAAGAUUGUAGGUCUGGAGGUGAGUGAUGCACUACAGCUCCCUGGUGUUGUCGAUGUCAUCACAUCCAAAGAUAUCCCGGGCAAGAAGGUCCGCUCUCUGUGCGGAUAUGAUGAAGAAGUGCUGGCUGGAGAUCAGGUUUCCUGUGUGGGUCAGAUGGUGUGUGCUGUUGUGGCUGACACAAAAGAACAUGCCAAACGUGGUGCUGCCGCGGUGAAGGUCCAUUACCAAGAUCUGCCGGAUCCGGUGUUCACUGUUCAGCAAGCAGUGGAGAAGUCCUCAUACUACGAGCCUCGCAGGUCCAUCAAUUUUGGGAACAUGACUGAGGGUUUUGAAAUGGCUGAUCACAUACAUGAAGGAGAGAUCCAAAUUGGAGGCCAGGAACAUUUCUAUAUCGAGACUCAGAGCAUGUUGGUGGUUCCAGUUGGGGAGGAGAGGGAGUUCAAAGUGUAUGUCUCGUCUCAGUGGCCAACCCUGGCUCAGGAGGCUGUAGCCGAGUCACUGGGGAUCCCAGCUAACCGAGUCUCCUGCCAUGUUAAAAGAGUAGGUGGCGGUUUUGGGGGGAAAAUAACCAAGACCUCAAUCCUGGCCAGUGUAACCGCAGUGGCUGCCUGGAAGACCAAUCGCCCCAUUCGCUGCGUUCUUGAGCGAGGCGAUGACAUGCUCAUCACUGGUGGGAGACACCCAGUUUUGGGGCGAUACAAGGUGGGCUUCAUGAAUGACGGGAGAAUCGUCGCAGCCGACCUCAGUUACUUCCUGAAUGGCGGAAACUCAGUUGACGAAUCGCUGAUGGUGAUGGAGAAAAUCCUCCUCCACAUGGAUAACGCCUACAAAAUCCCAAACCUGCGAGGACAGGCGUUUGCCUGCAGAACCAACAUGCCGUCCAACACCUCAUUCCGAGGCUUCGGGGUGCCACAGGGCCUGCUGGUGGUGGAGAACAUGAUUCAUGAAGUUGCCAUGUUGUUGCAGAAGCCUGCAGACCAGGUCCGUGAGGUCAACAUGUACCGCGACCCGUCGUCCAUCACAUUCUACAAGCAGCAGUUCAGUCCGGAGAACAUAUUGCGCUGCUGGGAUGAGUGUAAGAUGAAGAGUGGGUUCGAUGCCCGACGACAAGCUGUUGACCAAUUCAACCGGUCAAACCGGUGGAAGAAGAGAGGUCUGGCUAUCAUUCCCAUCAAAUACGGCAUUGGCUUCGCUGAGAGCUUUUUAAACCAGGGGGCAGCGCUGGUCCACAUCUACAAGGAUGGCUCGGUUCUAGUCACUCACGGGGGCGCUGAAAUGGGUCAGGGGGUCCACACCAAGAUGCAGCAGAUCGCAAGUCGUGAGCUGCACAUUCCAAAGUCCAAGAUCUUCAUCAGCGAGACCUGCACCAACACAGUUCCCAACACAUGUCCAACCGCCGCCUCUUUUGGGACAGAUUCCAACGGCAUGGCUGUCAAGAUUGCAUGUGAGAUUCUGUAUCAGCGUCUGGAGCCGAUGCGACAGAAGAACCCCAAAGGAUCCUGGGAAAACUGGGUUAGUGCAGCGUUCUUUGAGAAGAUCUCCAUGUCAGCCACCGGAUAUGCCGGCGGUCCGGAUCUUUGCAUGAAUUGGGAGAAGAUGGAGGGGCACCCAUACUCGUACUAUACCUUUGGUGCGAGCUGCUGUGAAGUGGAGCUGGACUGUCUGACUGGAGACUACAGGACGGUGAGGGCGGACGUCGUGGUCGAUAUCGGCAGAAGCAUCAACCCAUCAGUGGACAUUGGGCAGAUUGAGGGGGCCUUCACGCAGGGUCUGGGCUUGUUCACCCUGGAGGAGCUCAAGUUCUCCCCAACCGGAGUCCUGUACACACGGGGUCCGUCUCAGUAUAAGAUUCCUGCUGUCUGUGACGUGCCGCUGACAUUCAACGUGUACCUCUUGUCCGACUCGUACAACCCUCAUGCCAUCUACUCUUCCAAGGGCAUCGGAGAACCCGUUCUCUUCCUGGGCUGUACCGUCUUCUUCGCUAUUAAAGACGCCAUUGCGGCCGCUCGUGCUGAGACUGGACUCCAAGGCCCAUUUCGUUUGGACAGUCCAGCAACUGCAGAGAGGAUCAGCCGGAGCUGCAGCUCCCCCUUCAGCCAGAAGAUUCCACCUGCUGAACCAGGAUCUUUCCUCCCGUGGGCACUGAACAUCUGAAACCACUUACGUGAUCGAAUCAAGAGUUUGUUGUGAGGAGGUCAAAAUUAAGUAUUUGAUUUAGAAUUGGAAAUAUUUUACCAAACAGUGGUAAUGAAUAUCAUUGACAUGAUGAGCUACAUAACAUUGGUUUGAAACACAUGACUGACGAGAAUGUGAUGUAAAUGGGAAUCUUGGCCUCAGGCGGGUGGAGUCCAUUCCAGACAGAGGAGUUGCCACAAGAGGUGGAGUGUUCUGCAUAUGUGAUCAGACAUAGGCACAUCUGAUUUUUUUUUCAAUCUCUUAUAAAACUAAACAAAUUAGUUAAAAAGUAAUUAAAUGAUUUUAUAGUGUAUUCGGUCAGAAUGUCAUGUAAUCUCAUCCUUUGAUUUUAAGUGUUUUUCAUGCGUUUCAUUCGUGAUUUUCAUGCAAUAUGGAAAUCAUUUUUAAUUUUGGGAGGAUCAGACAAUAUAAAUAUGAACACGUCAAUGAGUCACCCUAAAAUCAUUCCGGAAUGAAAAACAGCUGACUUGAGAAAUCUUUUCCUUCUGCAAUGCGUUCUGGGACGCUGGAUAACUUUUGUAAUGUCUUUCAGUUGCUUAGCUCUUAUUUUGGGGGGGAAUUUUUCCUGAAUGUAAAAAAAAAAAAAAAAUCACAAGCCAAAAAGAAGAUGAAGUUGAUGUGAAUGCAAACAUUAUUGUUUCAACACAACUCAAUAUUAAAUUUCACCAAAUAAAUGAAGACGGGAGAAUAAUGAUGAUUACUAUUUUCAUAAUUUUCAUUCAUGCGUGCACUAGGUUCAUUCUAAAAACGUGGUAUGACACUUUUUAUAUAAUUCCUUUUUUUUAUGAGUUGCUAUAGAAGUAUGUUGCUGACAUGCUAUGUUUUUCUCACUGAGUGCUGUUGCAAUAUGACAACAAGCUGGAGCGUUGAGUGGCCAACAUGAAAACAAACAACUACUAUGGUGUUGAGAGGCAGUGAGGACCUAUGAGGCAAACAGUGGUUUUAGGUCUUAAUUCUACCUCUGCCCCACCUUUAUUAUGUUUCCUUUCUUCCUCCAUUGUUGGAUUGAAAUGUUAAAUUGUAAUUGAUUAAAAAAAUGAGUAAUGUCCUUCAAACAAUUAUGGUUUUAUUGAGAAUCUCAAAAUAAAAAUCAAAGCAAAUAAUGUGAUUGUGU